AUGAGAUUUUGUACCUGUCUUCUGUUGCUUGUAGAUCCUCUGCUCUUGGUUGCUUCGUACGAUUAUCACCGUCAUGCCAUGAUGAAUCUGAGCCGGUCCAAACAAGUUCACAUCUUCUUCUACGCCUGGUUCGGCAGCGAAGCCAUUGACGGGAAAUGGAGUGAGUGGGACCAUCCUGUUCUGCCACACUGGGACAAGGAGGAAAGACCCAAGUUCGACUACGGGAGAGUCUACUCUCCUCCUGACGAGAUCGCUUCCGUCUACUACCCGUCAAGAGGCCCUUACAGCAGCAUGAACCUCUCUGUGGUAAGAGAGCAAAUGCUUGAGAUAAAGGAGGCAGGCGUCGACGUCGUCGUCUUCUCAUGGUGGAAGCUCCCGGCCUCGAGCGAUGGCGCGAGGGGAUGGGGCGUGAAGGACUCAACAGAUGCAGCGGCUCCUCUUGUGCUGGAAGCAGCAGCAGAGGCAGGGAUAAAAGUAUGCUUCCACCUGGAGCCGUACAAGGGGAGGGAGUAUCAGACGUGCGUGGGUCCUGGCUACGACGACUCGCGCAUCCGUCCAUGGAACGCAGCGUCAUGGCGGUACCGGGCGAUGGGGAGGUACUAUGAGGACAUGUGGAGGGGAGCAGAGGAAGCAGGAGGGGUGCAGUUGGUAGCCAUCACCUCCUACAAUGAGUGGGGGGAGGGUACUCAGAUUGAGCCUGCUGCGUCCUCUCCUGCUCGCGCCUCGAUGUAUCAGACGUACGGGGGGAACGAGAAGCUCUUCAUUGAGCUGACGCGGAGCCUGGCAAGUCGAUGGAGGAAGGCGAUUGCCAAGGAGGAGGAGGAAGAGAAGGUUGUGUUGCGAAAAGCCGUCAUGCUGGAAGUAUCGCGGCUGCACAGCCUGAUCCAGAUGAAGUAUGAGUGCAGGGAGGGAGGGAGGGAGGGAGAGAGAAGGGAGAAGGAGGUCGAGCAGGUGGAGAGAGAAAAGGUGAAGGAGGAAGUGAGGAGGCUGAAAGAGAAGGUCGAAGAGCUCGAUCUUGAGGUGGAGGAGGAGGACAUGAAACAGCUGAUGAGGGUCUUCGACGACAGCGCUCCUCAAUGCACAGCGUCAAGGCCGAAGCAAGAGGAGGAAGUGAGACUGGUUGUGGGAGGAAAGCUGAGCAGCGACGAGCUGAAGCUCUCCUGCGGCGUUUGCUUCUCCUCAGCUAAGGACCACUGGGACGAGGUCGGUUUGAAGAAGCAGCAGCAGCAGCAGCAACAGCAGGGGCAGCAGCAGGAAUGGGCAAUGUUGACAAUCAUGCACAAACUAGUAGACAGGAAGGAGCUGGAGGAGAAGCGAGGGAUGGUAGUUAUCAGCUGUCUCCUCCGUUUCAAUUGA
Guillardia theta CCMP2712 is the source of this 1356-nucleotide messenger RNA. RefSeq lists its product as hypothetical. The record is from RefSeq and is a predicted model, not a curated record. The coding region runs from base 1 to 1356 and encodes 451 amino acids. Gene Ontology annotation, molecular function: alpha-mannosidase activity. Gene Ontology annotation, cellular component: Golgi apparatus. The transcript is spliced from 3 exons. NCBI's taxonomy places the organism in Eukaryota, Cryptophyceae, Pyrenomonadales, Geminigeraceae.